This is a messenger RNA of Nilaparvata lugens (brown planthopper), 2736 nucleotides long. RefSeq names its product protein bicaudal C homolog 1 (gene BicC). Gene Ontology annotation, cellular component: cytoplasm. The transcript has 15 exons. Gene Ontology annotation, molecular function: RNA binding; protein binding. NCBI's taxonomy places the organism in Eukaryota, Metazoa, Arthropoda, Insecta, Hemiptera, Delphacidae. Bases 94 to 2064 code for a protein of 656 amino acids. The record is from RefSeq and is a predicted model, not a curated record.
AUUUUUAUUUCUAUUUUCAUCUGGUAAUAUUUGUUCUGUUUUACAGGAUCCAGUGAUAUUGACAUAUCAGCCAAUGAUUUCUUUCAAAAAAUAAUGACUGAAACAAACACGCAUGUCUUAUGGCCAUCCAGAUUGAAAAUAGGAUCAAAGUCACACAAAGACCCCUAUAUAAGAGUUCUUGGACGGUUAGACGAUAUUAAGAUUGCGAAAAACAAGAUUAUGUCUGUUCUUGACACUAGGGGCAGUCGAGUGAUGAUGAAACUGGAGGUGAGUUACACGGAUCACUCGCACAUCAUUGGCAAAGGAGGUCUAGUGAUAAAGGAGGUGAUGGAGGAGACGGGAUGCCACAUCCAUUUUCCGGACUCGAACCGGAACAACCCCAACGAGAAGAGCAACCAGGUGUCGAUAGCCGGCGAAAUCAGCAAAGUGGAGAAAGCAAGAUCUAGGAUAAGGGAACUUUCAUCGUUAGCAUUUACAUUCCAACUUCCAGUGAUGGGAACAGUUCAUUCAGCAUCGGAGCUGGCGUCUUCAUACAUCACUGGCUUACAAGAGAGAUACAACGUUCAUGUCAAAUUUCAAACACAAUCGAAACUCUACUCGACUCUAGUUGUGGUCAAAGGCUGUGAACAAGAAGUGAAACAAGUGGAGGAGGCCACUCUUCAACUGGUCCAUCGUCUUUGUGGACCAAUGGCGGUUGGUGUUCAAAUCCAAAUGUUCAUGGAGAUAUCACCGCACCAUCAUCAAAUUGUUCGUGGAAAUGGUGAUAGUAAUCUACUAAAGAUAAUGGGAUUGACAAAAACUAAAAUUUUAUUCCCAGAUGUGGAUAACCCCUGUGUUCCGACUCUUAAAAAGAGCAAUGUUUCUAUUACUGGUGCAAUUCAUGACGUUUAUUUAGCUCGUCAAAUGCUCAUGGGAUCUUUACCGCUAUUAUUAAUGUUUGAAUUGGAGGACAAAUUUCCAAGCACCGACCAAAUAAACACUAUCAUGUACAACUUACAACUAUCCAUCAUUGUCAAACAGAAACCUCGUCUAAAUUCGAUCUCAAUCAUCAUCAAGGGCAUUGAGAGACAAGCAGACAAUAUUUAUGAAGCUUACCGACAAUUAAAGGGACUGAAAGAACAAAGAAUUGUUGCAAGUAUCCCUUCAACGUAUAACAUUCCAAACUUUCCAACUCCAAUGAAGCCUGUAAAAGUGAAUGAACCACCGAUGGGGUGCCAAAACAUACCAGGGCUGCCAGGGAAUCUGCCUGAACCAGAUCUUAAUCAACUAUUCUACCAAAUAUCACAAUUUUUCUCUCAACAUCAACAGCAGGGAAGUCUCAACGAAAAUGCUCUUGGACAAGUUUCUUCACUAUCGCUUCCUGAUAUUUUCAAGGAGACACAUUCAUCACAGAACAGUAGAUGCAGCAGUCCAAUGCUCAGUCCUAAUUCCAAGUCAGCUCACGGCAGUGGACAAAUACCGAACAUAAGCAGUGAUCUCAGCCUCAGUGCCAAUAGCAAUGAUUGGAGAGCUCCUGGCUUUGGUAGGAAAUCACAUAUAGAAUACCAAGAGAUGAAGCAGCAGGCUCUACUUGCUCUUCAGACGAAACCACAUCCCGAUGACCCCAGAGUGCCCACGUCAACGUGGGCCGGCUAUGGCUUGAGCAGAUCAGGCCCAGCCGUUGUCAUGAAUGAGCUGCAGAACUCUUCAGAUGUUGAUGGUGCAUGGGGAGGUGCAAGCCAGGGCAACCAGUACGGUAACAGCAAUAUAUUGGAAGCUGUUUCCAGUCAACACAUGGAGGUCAUCACCAGCUCUGAGUCAUAUACGAUUCCUUCUCUCUUGGCGUCUCUCAAUCUCGAAAUGUAUAUUCCUCUUUUCCAUAUGCAUCACAUUGAUCUGCCGACGUUUCGCACAUUAACUGAACAGGACUUGAAAGAAAUCGGCGUUUCUCUGGUAGGAGCUCGACGUAGGAUUCUGGCUUCAAUAGCAGAACUGAAUCGUUCUCAGUCAAAUUUGGCACCUGGUCUUUGGGAUUACAUGGAGAGAUCAAACUCUUCCAACGCUUCUUCGAAUGGUCUAGAAUAAAUGUAUUGUUAGUCAUAAUUACUGUGAUUCUAUAACUUAUAAGAUGUAUGUCAUUUUAGAUAUGUUGAUUAUCUCUAAACUGCUUAGGUAAUCUCUAAGUGUUACUGGAAUUCCAAUUCCACAAGUUCGAUUGAACUUAUAUUUUGUAUUCAUUUAACUUUGCACUCAUUUUAUACUCAUCAUUAUAAUAUUACUAACUCAAUACAGACGCUGUAUUCAAAGAUUAGCGAUUGGGAUCCAAUCAUCGGGUAAGUGGCCUAUGUUAGGUGAAUAAUCAACUCUUAAAGCGGCUGUAAGCUGCAAUGUAGAACAUUCAAAAUUGAUUGAAUAAUUAACAUUUUAAUAAUAAUUAUUGCAUGUAAAUACUAUGUAUUUUUGUAUGGAAAUUUGUAUGAGAAUUUUUAUAAAAUUGUUAUAACUUUAUUGUCAUGAGCUAUGUUCUUAUUUAAUAUGGUGAUAACACUGUUUCAAAACAUCUUUCAUAUUGCAAAGAUCGUGAAUGUUUAUGUAUUAUGUUUGUCUUAUACUAAUAACCUUAUAAAUAUGAAUAGUAAAAUAUUAUAAAUUAUUCUAGAUUGGCUAUAAAACGAAAAUUUAAUAUGCAGUGUCACUUAUACAGACUGGCAUAGUAAAUAAAAAUAUCAAGCAUCACAAAUAUAAUACAGUAUAUUA